AUGGGUAUCUCUGAACAUGCUGAAGCAAAAUUCUGUGUGAAGAGGAUCAUCCUGGAUGAACUUAAACUAGAGGAAGUAGCGCAACGGCAGACUGAAAUCCAGGGGCCCUCUAUAAAGGAAAAGAUCUGUAACUCUAUAAGGUGCUUUGUGGGACAGUGGAAGAUUUUAACGUGGAUACCAGUUCUGUCCUGGAUCCCCCAGUAUUCUGUUCGGGAGAAUGGACUUGGUGACCUGGUUUCAGGUGUCAGUGUGGGAAUCAUGCAUCUGCCUCAGGGUAUGGCAUACGCUCUCUUGGCUUCUGUCCCACCUGUGUUUGGUCUCUACACUUCCUUCUAUCCUGUACUGGUGUACUUCAUCUUUGGCACUUCUAAACACAUCUCCAUAGGAACCUUUGCGGUGAUUAGCAUAAUGAUCGGGAGCGUCUCAGAGCGAUUGGCUCCUGAGGAUCGCUUUCUGACCAAUGGGACAAAUGGAUCAGUGGUCAUGGAUACAGAGGCGCGAGACGUACAGCGGGUGAAAGUGGCUGCAGCAACGACAUUACUGUGUGGUAUCUUUCAAGUUUUAUUGGGUCUUGUUCGGUUCGGGUUUGUAGUAACGUAUCUCUCUGAGCCAUUAGUGCGGGGCUACACGACAGGUGCGGCCACUCACGUCAUCACCUCUCAACUCAAAUACAUGUUUGGAGUUUCACCCAGACGAUUCAGUGGACCCCUGCAGCUGCUUUAUACUCUGGUGGAGCUAGGCAGUUUAUUACCACAGACUCACAUUCCCACUCUGGUGAUCAGUCUGGUGGCUCUCGCAGCUCUGAUCAUUGUGAAAGUGAUCAACUCCUGCUACAGUCACAAAUUACUCCUCCCUGUUCCUAUAGAGCUCAUGGUGAUUAUUGCAGGGACUCUUGUUUCUCAUUAUACUGAUCUUGAAGCUGUUAAUGGUGUAGAUGUGGUGGGAGAAAUUCCUAGUGGGCUGGUGCCACCCAGAGUCCCAGAGGUGGGUUUCUUCUCCUCAGUGGUAGGAGAUGCGUUUGCCGUGGCUGUGGUGGGAUACGCCAUCAGCAUUUCUCUGGGCAAGACUUUUGCUCUCAAGUAUGGAUAUAAAGUAGACAGCAAUCAGGAGUUGGUGGCAUUGGGGUUCAGUAAUGUCAUUGGUGCCUUCUUCCAGUGCUACUCUGUCACUUCCUCACUAUCUCGCAGUCUUGUCCAGGAGAGCACAGGGGGAAAAACACAGGUGAUAUUCCGCUUGACAAAAAACAUACUAUGCAUUAAAUUGAUCAAAAUUGUCUGUGUCUGUCAUCAGGCUGUGCUUUCCACCAUCGUGUUUGUGAAUCUGAAGGGAAUGUUCAUGCAGUGUCAGGAUAUUCCUGCUCUAUGGAAGAGCAACAGAGUAGAUCUGCUGGUGUGGCUGGUGACAUUUCUCUGUACUGUUCUGCUGAAUCUGGAUCUGGGUCUGGCAGCUUCCAUCAUAUUCACACUGCUCACAGUGAUCUUCAGGACUCAACGUCCCAGGUACUCUUUACUUGGCAGGGUUCCUGACACAGAACUGUACUUAGAAACAGAAUCAUAUAAGGAGGCUAAAGCAAUCCCAGGUAUCACUAUCUUCCGUUCAUCUGCAAUGCUGUACUAUGCAAAUGCUGAACUCUAUCAAGAGGCGCUGUUGGAGAAGAGUGGAAUCAAUGUUCCAAAGCUGAAAAAGAGGAAAGAGGAGGAGAAGGCAAAAAAGAGACCAGAGAAGGAACAAGAUAAACAGACUGGAGUUCUGAGAGAUUUAGCGAACAGAUUGCUGGUCUCCAUGAAGAAUGUGAGUGAAUCUGUGCACUGCCAAAGAACAGACCAUGAACACAUCAUCAAUGACAACAGCAUAGCAACAGUAAGCCAUGGUAACAUGAACUGCAGCUUUCAGCCAGAGCAGGACUCUGAGGAGGAGGAACAGGACAAGACAGACACAUACACCUCCAGCUGUGACAAUGUGCAGGAACACACACACUCCAUCAUCCUGGACUUCACUCCUGUCAGCUUCAUCGACACAGUCACCCUGAAAACACUGAAAAACAUAUUUCAAGAUUUUGCUGAAGUAGAUGUCACUACUGUUUACAUCGCUGGAUGUCAAGUGUGUGUAGUCGAGGAAUUGGAGCGAGGAGAAUUCUUCUCACAGUCCACUAAAAAAAGUCAGCUUUUCCCAUUUAUCCAUGAUGCUGUGCUGCACUGCCUGUCGAGAAAUCUAUCCAGCUCUGAGUUUGCACUGGUGAGACUGUGA
Messenger RNA from Ctenopharyngodon idella (grass carp), 2247 nucleotides. RefSeq names its product solute carrier family 26 member 6 (gene slc26a6l2). Gene Ontology annotation, cellular component: membrane. The record is from RefSeq and is a predicted model, not a curated record. Lineage: Eukaryota; Metazoa; Chordata; Actinopteri; Cypriniformes; Xenocyprididae. Gene Ontology annotation, molecular function: secondary active sulfate transmembrane transporter activity; chloride transmembrane transporter activity; oxalate transmembrane transporter activity. Gene Ontology annotation, biological process: transmembrane transport.